GUGCGGUAGCCUGACGCAGCCUCCGUGCGCUCUGUGGAGCGGUACAGUGGACCAGGAGCCUCCGCCCAGAGUCGCUUCAUUAUCGGACUGUCACCGCGUCCUGCCUCGGUGUUCAGGGGGCUGCAAGAAUGACGGACAACAUCCCCCUCCAGCCCGUCAGACGACCCAAAAGAAAUGACAAUAAAAACAGAAAUGGCUGCUGCCCAUGGUCACGCUGCUGUGGGAUGGGGGAGCUGCGUCCUCGCACAGUGUGGUUGGGACAUCCAGAAAAGAGGGAACAGAGGUUCCCCCGAAAUGUCAUCAACAACCAGAAAUACAACUUCUUCACCUUUUUACCCGGGGUACUAUUUAAUCAAUUCAAGUAUUUCUUCAACUUGUACUUUCUACUACUGGCCUGCUCUCAGUUUGUGAAUGAGCUGAGAUUAGGAGCCCUCUACACAUACUGGGUCCCUCUGGGCGCGGUGUUGUUCAUAACCAUUUUACGAGAGGCUGUGGAUGAAAUUCGCUGUUACCUUCGGGACAAAGAAGUCAACUCACAAAUCUACAGCAAGCUCUCUACCAGAGGGACGGUGAAGGUGAAAAGCAGCGGCAUCCAAGUAGGAGAUCUCAUCAUCGUGGAAAAGAACCAGCGUGUUCCAGCAGAUAUGAUCUUCUUGAGGACCUCAGAGAGAAACGGCUCCUGUUUCCUGCGCACUGAUCAGCUCGACGGAGAGACAGAUUGGAAACUGCGCCUCCCAGUGGCCUGUACGCAGAGGCUGCCCACUGCGGGGGACCUUCUACAAAUCAGAUCGUACAUUUACGCCGAAGAACCAAACAUAGAUAUCCACAACUUCAUUGGCACAUUCACAAGGGAAGACGGAGAUCACCCUGUCAAUGAAAGUCUCAGCAUUGAAAACACGCUGUGGGCAAGCACUGUUAUAGCUUCAGGCACAGUAAUGGGGGUGGUGAUUUACACAGGCCGAGAGCUGCGCAGCGUCAUGAACACCUCCAACCCCCGAAACAAGACAGGCUUGUUCGACCUGGAGGUGAACUCUCUCACUAAGAUUCUCUUCGGGGCCCUGGUGGUGGUUUCCAUGGUGAUGGUGGCCCUACAACACUUCGCUGGACGAUGGUACCUACAGAUUCUACGCUUCCUGUUACUGCUCUCACACAUCAUCCCCAUCAGUUUGCGUGUGAACCUGGACAUGGGGAAGAUGGUUUUCAGUUGGAUGAUAAAGAAAGACUCCAAGAUUCCCGGAACAGUGGUUCGAGCCAGCACCAUCCCAGAACAACUGGGACGCAUCUCCUACCUCCUCACGGACAAGACCGGGACACUGACCCAGAAUGAAAUGGUGUUCCGGCGUUUGCAUCUGGGGACUGUGGCCUACGGAAUGGACUCUAUGGAUGAAGUACAGAGCCACGUGUUCAGUGCUUACACUCAGCCCACUCAUGACCUCCCGGCCUCCAGAGCUCCAGGGGCCACUAAAGUGAGAAAGACCAUCAGCAGCCGAGUGCAUGAGGCAGUGAAGGCCAUCGCUCUUGUGCAUAACGUCACCCCGGUGUACGAGUCCAACGGAGUGACCGACCAGGCAGAGGCUGAGCAGCACUAUGAAGACACAUGCAGGGUCUACCAGGCUUCUAGUCCUGAUGAGGUGUCGCUGGUGCAGUGGACUGAGAGUGUGGGACUGACUCUUGUUGGACGGGACCAGUCUUCUAUUCAGCUGAGGACCCCCACUGGACAAAUCCUGAACUUCACCAUCCUGCAGAUUUUCCCCUUCACCUACGAGAGCAAGAGGAUGGGCAUCAUAGUGCGGGAUGAAUCGAAUGGUGAGAUCACUUUCUACAUGAAGGGAGCAGAUGUGGUGAUGGCUGGGAUAGUUCAGUACAACGACUGGCUGGAGGAGGAGUGUGGAAACAUGGCUCGUGAAGGCCUGAGAGUCCUGGUCGUGUCUAAGAAGUCACUGACAGAGGAACAGUACCAGGAUUUUGAGGCACGUUAUGUUCAGGCCAAGCUGAGCGUUCACGACCGCUCCCUGAAGGUGGCGACAGUGAUCGAGAGUCUGGAGAUGGAGAUGGAGCUUCUGUGUUUGACCGGAGUGGAGGACCAGCUGCAGACAGACGUCAGACCUACACUGGAGAUACUCAGGAAUGCAGGCAUCAAGGUCUGGAUGUUGACAGGAGACAAACUGGAAACUGCCACCUGCACAGCCAAGAACGCCCAUCUGAUCACACGCUCCCAGGACAUCCACGUCUUUAGACCUGUGACCACACGAGGAGAGGCCCACCUGGAGCUCAACGCCUUCAGAAGAAAACACGACUGUGCCCUCGUCAUAUCUGGAGACUCACUGGAGGUUUGUCUGAAAUAUUACGAGUAUGAGUUUAUGGAACUGGCCUGUCAGUGCCCUGCGGUCGUGUGCUGUAGAUGUGCUCCUACUCAGAAGGCCCAGAUUGUACGUUUACUUCAAGAACGCACCGGAAAACUCACCUGCGCCGUGGGAGACGGAGGAAACGAUGUGAGCAUGAUCCAGGAAGCGGACUGUGGCGUGGGAGUGGAGGGCAAAGAGGGUAAGCAGGCGUCUCUGGCUGCAGACUUCUCUGUGACUCAGUUCAAACAUUUGGGGCGCCUCCUAAUGGUCCACGGACGCAACAGCUACAAGAGAUCAGCCGCUCUCAGUCAGUUUGUGAUCCACCGCAGCCUCUGCAUCAGCACCAUGCAGACGGUGUUCUCUUCUGUGUUCUACUUCGCCUCUGUGCCGCUGUACCAGGGAUUCCUGAUUAUCGGGUAUUCCACCAUCUACACCAUGUUUCCUGUGUUUUCUCUGGUUCUAGAUAAAGAUGUCAAGUCUGAGGUUGCCAUGUUGUAUCCAGAAUUAUACAAAGAUCUCCUCAAGGGCCGACCGCUGUCCUACAAGACAUUCCUAAUAUGGGUCUUAAUCAGUAUUUACCAAGGCAGUAUCCUGAUGUAUGGAGCGCUGGUCCUGUUUGACUCUGAGUUCGUUCACAUUGUAGCGAUCUCGUUCACGUCGCUCAUUCUCACAGAACUCCUCAUGGUGGCGCUCACCAUCCAGACCUGGCACUGGCUCAUGAUCGUGGGGGAGCUGCUCAGUCUGGCCUGCUACAUUGCAUCCCUCGUGUUUCUGCAUGAGUUUAUAGACGUGUACUUCAUCACCACAGUGUCGUUCUUUUGGAAGGUGACAGUGAUCACUCUGGUCAGCUGUUUACCGCUCUACAUCCUCAAGUAUCUACGGCGACGCUUCUCCCCUCCCAGCUACUCCAAACUCACCUCAUAGUACUACUACUACCACUGCUACUACUACUGCAACUAUUACUGCUAAUACUACUGCUAUUACUACUACUACUGGUACUACUACUGCUACUACUACUGCUACUAAUACUGCUACCACUACACCUCUACAUCCUCAAGUAUUUAUUUACCACUGCUACUACUACUGGUAUUACUUACUACUGGUACUACCACUGCUAUUACCAAUUACUACUAUUACUACAACUAGUACUACUGCUACUACUACUGACCCGACCCUACACUUCUGCUACCACUACGACUGUCACUAUUACUGUAACUACUGUUACUACUACUACUGUCCCUAGACCUCUACAUCCUACGGUGGUGCUUCUCUCCACCCAGCUACUCCAAACUCAUAGCACUUCUAAUUAUUCUCCUCAUAGUAGUAUGACUACUACUUCUACCAGUAUUAUUACCACAGCAACACAGAAAGAUUACACUUUAAGUUCCACUUUAAUUGGCCUAUUAAGCAUGUUAUAAUGAUCUCCCAUUAAAACAUAACUAACGACUACUGCUAUUACUACUACUUCUCCUCUCUGUCCUCAAGUAUCACACCGAUGCUUCUCCCCACCCAUCUCCUCAUACUACUACUACUACUACUACUACUACUACUACUUCUGGUACUGCUAAAACCACAACAACUUGACUACUACUACUACUUCUGCAACUACUGCUCUUACUACUACUGCUACUUCGACUGCAGUUCAGAAACACUACAGUACAAUAACAUGUCUCUGUCUGGUCCCAUAUUAUGCAAAAUCAUCUUGAAUUAAGCUUAUCACGUAAUUAUGUUCUCAAAACAUCACACUGUCCAUACAUUUCAAUUAUUUUCACGUAUAAAACAUAAAAAAGAGAGUUUAAAUGCAUUAAAGAAGAUUUUGAAAAAGCAUAAUAUGGGAUUUUUAUGUUGUCUUGGGAGCGUGCAUGGACCGAAAUGCCCUUUAAUGUAUUGGUUUGCGUGCAGUAUGCUAAUGAACCGGAGUGAAUCCUGCAGAAACGAGGUGCAAACUGCAGAGAACAAUAUAAGGGAAAUAAGACUCGCUUUUCUGACAGCCAAUGCAGCAUUAAGUUUGAAAUAUUUUAUUAAAAUGUGAUGAUUCUUGUUUGAAAAUGAUCAAUAAUGAUGCUAACCUUUGUGAAGGAUUUAAAUGAAAAAAGUUUAUAUUAGGGGUGGGCGAUAUGACACUAUAAACCACUUCUUAUGUUUACGUUUAUUCACAGUUAUUGAACAACAGUGAAAAUCCUUAACCCAUAUUUUUGACAUAAUCUCCACAUGUCUACCUUGUGAGUGACAGGUGGAGUUGACCAAUCCCAGUGAAGUAUAAACUCCUACAGUAAAAAAGAUUGCAUUUUUACACCUUAAAUGAGAGGCAAAGCGAUUACAUAUCCAAGUAUCAUGAUUAUUAGAGAUGCACCGUACUGGUAUCGAAUAUCAGCACUCAUAUUGAAAAACUUCGAAAGAUCUGGUAACGAAAUAUCGUGAUAUCGUAUCGUCAAAGUUCUAAUAAUAAUAUCAUGGACCAUCACAAUAUAUCGAAGUCUCUUUGCUUAAAUUAAGAGUAACAAAAGACAGAGGGAACUACAUAGACCAUGAUCCUUUGCUGCAUUUCAGUGCAGACUACAAAAAGAAAUAACAGUUAAGCACUUUUAAGUCUUAGUUCUUUGGAUUAAGUCUUGUCAAGGCAUUUAAGAGGAAAAAGUAGCAUAUUAACAGUUUUGUUAGCCUCCACAAAAUAUCGCAAUAAAUAUCGUACCGUGAGAUGUAUAUUGUGAAAAUAUUACGUAAAUAUCGUAAGAGAUUUGGAUAUUGUUACAUCCCUAAUCGUGAGCCUCCCCACCAUAUCGUGAGCUUUUCCCACGAUAUCGCAAUAAAUAUCGUACCGUGAGGUUUAUACUGUGUCGUUAUCGUUACUCCCCUAGUUUCAACAUAUUAGUUAAGCCGAUAUCCUGCUUUGACCUUUAAUUGGAUGUAAUAUGACUAUUUACAGGGUGAUUUAGGCCCUAGAACAGGGGUCUCCAACCUUUUUUCUCCAGUGAGUUGCCUUUACAACAUAAAAAUGACAGAGACCUACUAGUUUUAACAGUCACAAAAAACUGAGUUUAAGAGCCUUGGCAAGCUUUAGAUGAGGUACAGUUAGAUGCCUAUAAAACAUAAACCAUUAUCUAUUUAUAAAUGAUACAUGUACAGUGGUAAUCGGCAUUUAAUUCAUUAGAUUUUACUUAUUCAGCACAAUACGUGUAAUUCAAAGAUUCCUUGGCGAGCUACUUGGAAGGGGGUGGAGAGCUACCGGUCACUCCUGAAAUACAGGUUGGAGACCCCUGCCCUGGAAUAUCUCGUAAUGUUUUAAAAUAUUUAUAUAUUAGGUCGAUAUUUGCACUUGCACUUUAAAUCUUCAGCACAGGCCGACAUUCAGUUUUGGCUGACACACAAAGAGUACACAGCUUUAUUAAUUUCACACUUAACUGCAAAUUGAGAAAACUCAGCACAGCUCUCUUAUAGUUUUGUGGUCAUGAAAAGGCAGAGGGUGAGUUUGUAGUCAAUUUAAAUUGCAUAAAUUGGGGAAAAUAAUCUAAAUCAGCCCUUGGUAUCAAGCCAGUAUAAGUAGAAGUAUCAGCUUAAAAAUAUUUGCAUAUCUUAUUGGCCAUGGGUUGCUCUGAAUUCUAGUCAGUCUACAUCAGUCAUAAAAAAAAAAAAAAAAAAAACAUGAUCGAUCUCUAAUUUGGAGGAUAAAUAACAGAUGCGUAGCACAAUUUGAUUUCUUGUGUAAUAAAUUACUGUAAUGUAAGGAAAUAAGUGUCAUUUUCUGUCCCUACUCUGGUAUCGGGUAAUAUCGGAUAGCGGCAGAUACUUAAAUCAAAGUAUCAGUAACGGUAUCAUAACUGAAAAAGCUGGAUCGCUGCAUCCCUAAUGAUUAUAUUUGAAAUUACAGUGACCUAGGUUUUAAAAAAUCCUUUUCUUUUUUGUCAUAUCGCCCACUCUAAAGUUCAAUGAAGGGAAAUUACUGGAAGAAAGUGAUUAUUUUGAGUCAUAUUGCUAAAAAAUCACUAGAGACUUGACUCAUUCUGCUCUAAAACUGUCUCUAAAUGACUAAGUUUACAGGUUUGACUAUUUGCUUAUGCGUCACUCCGACUACAACAUGGCGGAGGCUGGUGGUACAAAGGUUUAAUUUAAAAUGACUCUGGCUAUAUCUGUGUUCUCUUGUUGCCCCGAAUAGACAGUCUGUCGUAUUUUUAGGAUUAUGUUGACCGCAAAGGAGUGCAAGUUAUUUGUAACGUUGGACUCCUGGUCAGCUCUCGGUCAGUCCUCGUCCACUGGAGAAUGCAUUGUGUCGUCUGUGGUCAAACUCCAUGAGUCACUGUAAAACGAAAGCCAUAACUUAAAAUAUCCACAGCGACCAGUGUCCAGUCAACAGAAAGGGAAGCAAAUAUAGUCCAACAGUGUGGACAUUGUAGCUGUUUGGGCAGGCAGUUUAUAAAGUUGAUCUACAAACAGUAUUUUUAAUCAACUUCUCAAACGAUUUAAAGGUGCACUAUGUAACUUUUCUGGCGCAGGGUCCACUACCUUGUCUGCAUGGAGAUGUUAUUUCUGUGCAACAAUGGAUUCCUGUGAGUUUAUGAAUUCACUAAUAUCGUGAGAAUUCAUCUUCCUAACACAAGGUUAUUGACAACGUAGUGUCUCCACUCAAUUUCAUUUCUCUCCAGCGACUAGGUCAGGAAUCAGAAUACACUAAACUGUUUGCAAGAACCCCGAAAGUUGUAGACUGCACAUCGGCCAGUCAGCAAAGAGCUGAACCAACCCAAGUUGCAAUAGCAGACUGCAUACAUCAUCCUCCUUUGGACUUCCUUUGUCAAAUAUAAACUUUUGACAAACCUUUAAAUUCGCAAGUUCAUCUCGCAGAAACGACAAUGAUCGUUGACAGACAUGUUCACUCUCUGCUUUGUUUCCUGUUGUGCUGGCAAUUACUUGGACACCACUGAGUGUUCCGGCACAUUACGUACAUCACAACCAAAUAGCAGCAAUUGGUUAAAUAAAAAGUACCCACACAUCAAGCGAACGAAUCCUAAUGCUGCGAGGUCCACGAAGUGAAACCAGUUGAUGAAUCAGGCUAUUGACAACCUGCUUCUACGGAACUGUUAUCCCUCCUUAGAAUGUUCCACAGUAUGGCAUUAAGCGUAUCCAUCUGCCAUUCAUUUAAAUACAUGUGUUUUUAUUGACAAAAGACGUUCUAGCUGUGAACAGACUCUCUACCUGUAACUGUAACUUAGCCUGGUGGCAUCAGCGGUUUGUCUUUGAUAUAGAACAAUGUAGUGCCAUACAGUAAGGUUGUCAAAAGUAUCGAAAAUCAGAUAGUCAUUUGAACAAGUAUCGAUACUACAAAAGUCCCAUUCACAGGACAGAAAUUAACCUUCCCAGAAUAGCUUUAGAAUGAUCUAGAGCUGUAUCAGAACAAGUGUAAGAGCACAUAGACUAGUAUACACCCGUGGACCACUGAAGGAUUAGGACCACAUGGGAAUAGAAAAGAAAGUACCAUUGUUUUUCAUUAUCACCAUGUUAUCAGAAUCUGCAUUGAGUAUCAAGUCUAUUCCAGGAGCAGAACAUUCCCUAGACAAGUUAAGCAGUGCACCUUUAAGCAAAAUUGGUCACCUAAAUAAAUGUAUCCAAUUUAUUUAGUGAAUAAGUUCUGAUCUGCAAACACAAAAUGGAACCAUAACAUCAUGACCAAGAUACCAACCUCUGAAAUGAAAAUCGCUGAACGAAGUGCCGUUCGCUCUGUUUGCAGUUCCAACGUUAUUUGAGAUUUGAGUUUGAGAAUGCAGUGACUUUUGACUCUUGAAUCAUGUUUUUCAGUCCAGUGGUAAUGAUUCUGAAUACGCUGAACCACCUCCACUUGUCUCCAACUUUGUCCAUCCAUUUUCAUUUAAAGGAAGUUAAACAGUGAAGGAAGUACUACUGCACAUGUAUUUCUCUAUUGUAAUUAUAUUUUGUACUGUUUUUUUUUAUUAUUUACAAUUGUUGAACAUAAUUCAUCAUGUUGUCCUUUCGUCAUUUCUAAACCUGGUCACAUUUGAGUGACUUGUGAAUGUGCCAUAACCUCCUCACUCCUCUUUCUCUGAUUUGCACACGUUUUGUUUUGAAUACUGUUUUCUGUUUUUUACUGUAACAUGACUAAACCUGCUCGUUGAAUUUAAUUUGGGUGAGUGCAAAAGAUGAAUUGUUAUGUUAUUUAUUCUAGUUUGUAUUUAUGGUGUGAUGGUUUUGUUGCUCGCUCAUGAGCAGAACAAAAGGGAAACCUGUGUCAAUGUUGUGAUGAAUAAACCUCAUGUUUUCUUUUA
This is a messenger RNA of Boleophthalmus pectinirostris (great blue-spotted mudskipper), 8617 nucleotides long. Its product is annotated as probable phospholipid-transporting ATPase IIA. Gene Ontology annotation, cellular component: trans-Golgi network; endosome; plasma membrane. The transcript has 28 exons. Gene Ontology annotation, molecular function: ATP binding; magnesium ion binding; ATP hydrolysis activity. NCBI's taxonomy places the organism in Eukaryota, Metazoa, Chordata, Actinopteri, Gobiiformes, Gobiidae. Gene Ontology annotation, biological process: phospholipid translocation; endocytosis; retrograde vesicle-mediated transport, Golgi to endoplasmic reticulum. The record is from RefSeq and is a predicted model, not a curated record. Bases 129 to 3269 code for a protein of 1046 amino acids.